AAUUUCCAUUGAUACACAUCAAUUUUUUUCCUCCAGGGCAACCAUUUAUGAAUCCAGAUGGUACAGCAGUAGUGUAUAAUCCACCUCCAGCCCAGCAGACUAUAAGGAAUUCAUUGGCUGGUCCUGCACAGCAACCACCACCUGUUCCACAACAGCAGCAAGUAGCAAAUCACAUCCUUUCUCAGCCAAUUCGGGCUCUGCAGUCUUCUUCACAGCCUAUCCAGUACACUGCGGUCUCUUACCCACCACAACUCCUGCCAGUAUCACCCACCCAGCAAUACACUGUGCAAGAAAGUCUUGGAGCCCAGUUUAGCCAGAUGAGCCUUGGCCGUCAGCCAUCUGCUGAAGCUCCAGAUAGCCACACUGCCAUAUUCCCAUCAUCUGUCGUGCUUCAGCCACAACAGCAGCCUGGAUUUAUUAUGGCAUCUCCAGGACAGCCACUUCCUACAUCUAACUAUUCUGCCUCUGGUCCAUCAGUUAAUCAACAGGUGCUUCAACAGCAGGGAUAUGUGCAGCAACCUAUGCAGCAGCUGUCUAGUUGUUACUGUGCUCCAGGUCAGUACCCCCAUUCUAAUCAACAGUAUCGACCUGUAGCCCCUAUCCAUUACAACACUCAGCAGAACCAGCCAUUGUCACAAACUGCCCAGCAAACAGGCUUUCAAACAAUGAUGUCAAUGUCAAGUCAACAACAGAGCUAUCAGGGCUUGGUUACUGUUCAGCCUCAAAAUCAAAAUGUUGUGAGUGGCCAACAUAGCAAUGUGGGCAGUCAGAUGCAAAGCAUGAUGAUUCAGUAUCCUUCAAUGCAGUCCUAUCAGAUGUCAUUAACUCCAGGCUCCCAAGGCGUGAGUCAACAGUCUUAUCAGCCAAUUCUAAUCCCAGGUCAUUCAAACCAAGGUCCUUUACCUUCUGCAGGAAUGCCAGUCUAUUACAGUGUUAUCCCACCAACUCAACAAAAUAGUAUGAGUUCAUCAGUAGGUUAUCUGCAACCUCCAGGAACCGAUCAGAUGCAAUUCCCUCGGCCAUCUUCCCCAUGCAAUUCUCAACAGCUACAAAGCCAACAGUGUGCAGCUGUUGUGUCACCACAUGGCAGUGGAAUGCUUAUGAUGCAGCUUAGCAUACCCAACAAUCCUCAUCCUCGUGCUCAUUCUCCACCCCAGUGGAAGCAAAAUAAAUAUUUCACCUUGGACCAGAGAGGGCACAAAUCUGCAGAAUUUAACAACCCAGAUAUUACCACACAGAGCAGCCCACAGAUAGGUAGUCCUGCCGUCUCUCCAGCCCAAUCUCCGGCACCACAACCAAUGACGACUAUUAAAAAUGUCCGCACUGGACUAGGACCGCUUCCAUUAAUGGCACAGUUUCCUCAACCUAUAGUCCCUGGACAAGAUGCUGCCCAUCACCAUUCUAGUUCAAGGACCUCAACAAGCAUCAUCCUAGAUUCCUUUGAGCAGGGGAGUGGCCAUGGAUAUGACUGGAGUGGCUUCACCACACCACCAAGAGGAGAUGGGCGCUACCCUUUGCUUGGCCAGCCUUUGCAGUACAACACUCCAAUCCGUCCUCUUCUACAUGGGCCUCAUAUAGUCUCAACACAACAGGGUCAGAAUUUGAAUAGGCAUGGAGGAAGAGGAAAGAAACAAACAAGAAAAGCAGCAUCAACAGACCUUGGUGCAGGAGAACCUGUUGUCAGCAGAGUCCUGGAAGUAACUGACCUACCAGAGGGAAUUAGUCGAACAGAUGCUGAUAAACUCUUAAAUGAACUCUUUAAAGCUGGUGCCAAGAUUCGAUGGCUGCGAGACACUCAGCCACAUUGUAGUGGUGGUGGUAGUGGUGAUAGUAACGCAAACACAGAACACUCAAAACCUCCCAGUGACUUGGCAUCCAUGUACACAAUCAUAGCAAUGUUUCCUUCAAAACUAGCUGCUCAGAAUGCAUUGUUGAAACAAAAUAACUCCAGCAAAUUCAAACUGAGAACAAGCAAGAAGCACUACGAUUUUCACAUUAUGGAAAGGGCUAGUUCUCAGUAGUAAAUGCUGCACUGGAUCUGCAGUCUCUUCCACUGUUUUUCCCUCCUCGAUUGGGCUUGUAUAAUGGUUUCUGUUGACGUAUAGACUCCUGGAACUUUGGUGUUUUAUGACCUAGCAAUUGAAGAAAAUCAGUGAUCCAUCAAAAAAAGGCGAUGAGUUUCCUAAUUUAUGUUCACCGUUGUCACAACAAAGUAUCUGAGCAUAUCACAAAACAGCAUCUUUACGUGGAGAAUGCUGUAGAACCACAGUACAAAUUUUAUAGCCUUUUUGUUUUAUAUCUGUGAAUCUUGUAUCCAAUCCAGAGCUCCAUUGUACAGCAACUCUUCUGUCAAUACCAUCAGCCAAUAAUUACUCGCCUUAACAGUUUUUUACCCAGCAGGACCAGCAAAAUGUGAGUUCGUUUUUUUAAAAAAUCAAAAAAAUUUGAAGCCCGAAGUAGUGGGAACGAAGUGUUCCAUUAUCUUUCUUGGCUGGUCACUCGUGAUCUACAAAGAAGAAUGUGUGAAGUAAUGCCUUUAGGUGCAGCCUGAAGAUUUUGCAGUUUUCCACCUAGCCCCCAAUACCCUAUUUUUGGUCAACUUCAGAUUCAAUAAUUGGGCUCAUGAAAUUAUUUGUGUGGACAUUCUUUAUUUGUUGUUUAAAAGCCCCAGAUUGCAAUUUUUUUUUUGUUAUUUCUUAAAUGCUGGACAUUUGUUAGAAAGUUUGUGUUUUAAGUUUACCCAAUAUUGAGGAUCAAUGGACAUGAAUAUAUUUGUUACAUUAUUGUCAUACAAACCUAUCAUUCUUUUUGGUUGUGUGUAAACCUGCCAGGCUGUACAAUGUGUGCUGAUGCAAGUUCUCUGCUCCCCCACCCCACCUUUUUUCAGUUCAAGAAAAGAAAAUAAAUGUUUACAAAUAUA
Molecule: messenger RNA, 2920 nt
Organism: Chiloscyllium plagiosum (whitespotted bambooshark)
Lineage: Eukaryota; Metazoa; Chordata; Chondrichthyes; Orectolobiformes; Hemiscylliidae
Source: RefSeq, a predicted model, not a curated record